Messenger RNA from Lampris incognitus (smalleye Pacific opah), 1480 nucleotides. Its product is annotated as probable G-protein coupled receptor 21. Lineage: Eukaryota; Metazoa; Chordata; Actinopteri; Lampriformes; Lampridae. The transcript has a single exon. Gene Ontology annotation, biological process: G protein-coupled receptor signaling pathway. Gene Ontology annotation, cellular component: membrane. Bases 1 to 1254 code for a protein of 417 amino acids. The record is from RefSeq and is a predicted model, not a curated record. Gene Ontology annotation, molecular function: G protein-coupled receptor activity.
AUGAUGAACUCCACCCUGGAUCCAUUGAACGAGACCUCUGCAAACCUUCUUCCCCCCAACAUCUCUGCUCCCUUCUGCCUACUGGAGGUAGGCUACUCCAACGUCUUAAACACCUGCCUCCUGGAAGCUUCUAUUAUACUUCUCCUUACUGUUCUCAUUAUCUCUGGAAAUUUGGUGGUAAUCUUUGUUUUUCACUGCGCUCCCUUGCUCAGCCAGCACACCACCAGUGCUUUCAUCCAGACUAUGGCCUAUGCUGAUCUGUUGGUAGGGGUGAGCUGCCUCUUCCCCUCCCUUGCCCUUCUUCAUCAUAUACAGGGUCUGGACCCCAAACUCACCUGCCAGGUAUUUGGGUACCUGGUAUCGGUUUUGAAGUCUGUUUCUAUGGUGUCUUUAGCCUGUGUAAGUGUAGACCGCUACAUUGCCAUCACACAGCCCCUGACCUACACGUCUCUGGUGACACCUUGCCGGGUCCGCUGCUGCAUUGCCCUGAUAUGGUUGUACUCGGCCGUGGUCUUCCUGCCGUCAUUUUUGGGUUGGGGGAAGCCAGGUUACCAUGGCGAUGUGGUGGAGUGGUGUGCUGUUGAAUGGAGGACAAGACCAGCAUUCACCUCAUUUAUUGUGGCAUUGCUCUAUGCCCCUGCUGCACUUACCGUCUGCUUCACUUACGCCAACAUCUUCAAGAUCUGCCGCCAACACACCCGGGAGAUCAGUGAGCGCCACGCACGCUACCGACCACAACAGCAGGGCCUGGGGGGUACAGAAGGAUCAGUGGCUGUGGUCAAGGACAACAGUGGGGUGGAUAAAUUUACCCACUUAUCGCAGCAUCACACACCCCAAAAACACCAACCCCAGCUACAGCAUUCCCCGGCACCAUACCCAGACAAGAGGUACGCCAUGGUGCUGUUCCGUAUCACCAGCGUGUUCUACAUCCUGUGGUUGCCCUACAUCCUCUACUUUCUGUUAGAGAGUGGAGGGAUUUACCAUCACUCAGCAGUCUCCUUCCUCACCACAUGGCUGGCCAUAAGCAACAGCUUCUGCAACUGUCUCAUCUAUAGCCUGUCUAACUCUGCCUUCCGGAAAGGUCUCAAACGCCUCUGCUCCUUCUGUCUGCAGCGCAGCAGUGGCGGCAGCAGCAGCCUCGACGUUAGAAAAACGAAAAAGGCCUUUUUUGGGCCUACUGGACAGAAGUGUAGAGGACCCGGUAAUGGAUUUGACCAUAAAGAUAUAGCAGGUGGAACAACGUGUCAUGUCUAGUGAGCGUUCUGGGAGAAUAUUGUGCCAGAAAGGCGUUUCAGCCUUGUAGAGGUUUCCUGAGAUGUUCGCUCUCACCUGCGUUCAGCGAGAUAGACGGGAUGCGUGCACCACUGCUGCUUCUAUCUAGUCAGAGAACUGCAGGGGCAGCCAUCCCUCACAGGCCGCACCGGGCAUUCAAAAAGAGAGACCGCAGGUCUAAGAGCUGAUCUAAUGAUGUGCAGAACUC